Molecule: messenger RNA, 10567 nt
Organism: Xyrauchen texanus (razorback sucker)
Lineage: Eukaryota; Metazoa; Chordata; Actinopteri; Cypriniformes; Catostomidae
Product: protein sidekick-1-like
Exons: 46
Coding region: 46-6714 (2222 amino acids)
Biological process (GO): cell-cell adhesion
Molecular function (GO): protein binding
Source: RefSeq, a predicted model, not a curated record
GUGAGACACGAAAGUAAAACGACCGGGCAAGUCGCGGACUCGGAGAUGAACUAUCCCGCGUCUUGGAUGAAUGAGAAGCGCCUCGCAGACGCGUUGGAGCGGAGCGCGCACUUUCCCCCGUCCUCACAAUCCUCAACAUCUGUCGUGGUUGCAGAUACCGGCUUUAGCGGGGGUAAAAGCACUCUUACCAAGCGCAAAAUUAAAGGGAUUAUUUACCGCCAAGGAAAUAUAGGGAAGAAGGUGAUGAUGGGGAAAAUAAGGAGCAUCGGCGGGAUGAGGUGCUGGAUUUUUGCCCUUGUGUUCCUUUGGAAUACCCACAUGUUGCGCGCUCAAGAUAUCGCCCCAUAUUUUAAAACCGAGGUAGGGGGUGCACAGAUACACCUGGAGGGAAACAGACUUGUGCUCACCUGUCUGGCAGAAGGAAGCUGGCCACUGGAGUUCAAAUGGAUCAGAAACAACACAGAAAUCACUAAAUACACACCUGAGUACAGGUACACAAUUGUGUCAUUAAACCGCAAGGAUACGGGAGUGUAUCAGUGUGCGGUGAGGAACAGGAUGGGGGCGCUGAUCCAGACGAGAGCCGAUGUUCGCGUGGCUUACAUGGAUAGUUUUGCUGAUCUGGAACAGAGGAAGACAGUUUCUCAAGGAAGGGCUGCUGUCCUCAACCCUCCCGCUGUGGCCAGUUACCCACGCCCUCAGGUCACAUGGUUCAGAGAUGGCUACAAGAUCAUCCCUAACCAUCGAAUAGCAAUAACGUUGGACAAUCAGCUCGUGGUGUUGGGUACAACAGCUGCGGAUGCGGGCCGAUAUUACGUACAGGCUGUAAAUGAACGCAACGGAGAAAACAAAACCAGCCCUUCCAUUUACCUGAGUAUAGCAAUAAACAAGAAGAAUCGUGGUUCUCUUGACGUUAUUGCCCCUGCUGAAUUGGUUGCCCCGGUGAUAGUGAUUGCACCUAAGAACACAUCUGUGGUUGCCGGGGCGAGUGAGGCUACUCUCGAGUGCGUCGCUAAUGCGAGAUCUCUUGACAGGCUGCAGGUGUUCUGGAAGCGUAAUGGGGUGAGACUAACAACAGGAGUGGACUCGUUUGGUCGCAGACUGGCCAUCAGUAACCCCACCUCAGCAGACAUGGGUGUGUAUGUGUGUGAGGCGGCGCUCAGGAACAGCAGCCAGAAGAGCACAGAGGCCAAAGCAUAUCUCACCGUCCUCGAGUACCCAUACUUUACGUCAAAGCCAAAGAGGACAGUUAUAACUGAAGUUGAGAAAAUCGUGGAACUUCAGUGUCAAGCCAAAGGGGUUCCCAUGCCAAAGCUGAAGUGGUGUAAGGAUGCCAUCCCCCUCUCCACACUGAAUAACCCACGAUAUAAGCUCACCUCCUCCUCAAUGGUUCUGCAAGUACGGAGAAUUCAGCCGGACGAUGCUGGAAUAUUCCAGUGCUUUGCUGAAAACAUGGCAGGAGAAAUCCAGGCAUAUACCAACUUGGUUGUCACAAGUGUAUCCCCAUCUUUCACCACUCCCCCAUCUGACAUCACGGUGACUGACGGAACAUCCGCUAUCUUCAGCUGUGAAACAUCUGGUGCCCCCAAACCUGCAAUUAUUUGGAGGAAAGAUUAUCAGGUGUUAGCGAGUGGAUCGGUUCAAAUGCCUCGCUUCACUCUGCUGGAAUCCGGAGGCUUACAGAUUCUGCCCGUAAUGCCAAUCGAUGCAGGGAACUACACAUGUUCGGCUUCUAACUCUGAAGGAUUGGUGAAUGCCACUGCAGCCCUGACAGUCUUAAGUCGAACCUUCAUUUCAACAGCCCCUGAGGACCAGCGUGUCAUCAAGGGCACGACUGCUGUGUUGAACUGUGCUGCAACUCACGACCCCAGAGUCACUGUCAGUUAUUCGUGGAAGAGAGGAACCCGGCCACUGAGCUUGUCGAUUGGUGGGCGAGUGUUGAUGAAGAAUGGUUCGCUCCACAUCAGCCAGACAUGGUCUGGAGACAUUGGAGACUACACCUGUAGGGUCAUUUCACCUGCUGGAAAUGACUCCAAAACUGCCCGACUAGAAGUCAUAGAGCUUCCUCACUCCCCGCGUAACUUGCAAGUGGCUCUGAAUAAGACAGACAGCAGGACGGUCCUUCUGUCCUGGGUUCGACCAUUUGAUGGGAACAGCCCUCUUCUGCAUUACAUUAUUGAGCUCUCUGAGAACAAUUCUCCAUGGAAAGUUUACAUGGCUGAUGUAAGUCCUGCACUAACUAGUUUGUUAGUCAGUGGUUUGACACCAGCAAGGACGUACCAGUUUAGAGUGUGCGCUCUCAAUCAGGUGGGACGUGGACAGUACAGUGCAGAGACGAACAGACUGAUGCUGCGAGAGGAACCACCCAGUGCACCUCCAAAAAACAUUGUGGCUAGUGGCCGAACCAACCAGAGCAUUAUGGUCCAAUGGCAGCCGCCCCCAGAACCUCAGCUCAAUGGAGUACUCCGGGGCUAUGUGCUCAGGUAUAGAUUGGCUGGUCUUCCUGGUGAGUUUCAGCUGAAGAACAUCACCAGUGCAGAGAUUAAUUACUGUCUGAUUGGAGAGCUCAUCAUCUGGACGCAGUAUGAGAUCCAAGUGGCUGCCUACACUGGAGCGGGCUUGGGGGUGUACAGCCAGUCUGUCUCUGAGUACACACUGCAAGGGGUUCCUACAGCGCCCCCUCAAGACGUGGAUGCUGUUUCACUUAAUUCCACCACCAUCAAAUUCACCUGGACGCCUCCACCCCAACAGUUUAUCAACGGCAUCAAUCAGGGAUACAAGCUGUUGGUGUGGCCUGAACACUGUCCGGAAUCCAUUACCAUGGUAACCAUUGCCCCCGAGUUUCAUGGGUCACGUCACUAUGGCUACAUUAGCAAUUUAAAAAAGUUCACGUGGUAUGAGACAGCAGUGUUGUGUUUCACCACGCCUGGUGAUGGACCAGCUAGCACACCACAGCUCAUCCAGACGCAUGCUGACAAACCAGGCCCGGUGUCUCAACUGAGCUUCACUGAGAUUCUGGACACAUCUCUGAGGGUCAGCUGGCAAGAACCAGAAGACAAGAAUGGCAUUAUCACAGGUUACACUUUGUGGUGGGAGGAGGCCAGACGGAAUGAAAGCCGUGUAUCACAAACCCUCUCCAACUCCACAUUGUCUCAUAAAGUGACCGGUCUUACUUCACUCACCACAUACACACUACAAGUAGCAGCCGUAACACAGGCCGGCACUGGUGUCCCCACCUCAUCGACAAUCUCAACAGGACUGCCACCAGAGCUUCCUGGUGCGCCCUCCAAUCUGGUUAUCUCCAACAUUAGUCCACGAUCCGCCACCAUAUGGUUCCACCCCGGCAGUGACGGCAAGACCGCCAUCUCCAAAUGGAUCGUGGAAGGACAGGUGCGCGUGAGGACUGUGGGUGAUGAAGAGGAAUGGAAGGUGCUGUAUGAGAAAGACAGUCCACCGGCCUCCGACACUCUGGAGAUCCCCAACCUCAUCCCUUUUACCCAAUACAGAUUCAGGAUGAUGCAGGUGAACAUUGUGGGAUCAAGUCCCUUCAGUCAACCUUCUCGAGUGAUGCAGACCCUUCAGGCUUGUCCAGAUGUGGCCCCGACAGACCUCGCUGUGUUCUCUGCCACUGAAACCAGCCUGAGGAUUCGCUGGGAGCCGCUUCCAGAGGCAGCUUACAAUGGAAAUCCUGAAAGUGUGGGUUACCGGGUUCGUACACAGAGAGCGGACGGGCUUGGACAGACCCGGAUGGAGACGGUUUCUGAGCUGCUGUCAGGGGAGGUGACAAUAGAGGGCCUGGAGGAGUGGACGGAGUAUGAGCUGAGCAUUCAGGCGUUUAACGCUAUUGGGUCUGGGCCUUGGAGCAGUCCAGUCCUGGGCAAAACUAAAGACUCAGUUCCCUCUGGUGCUCCAGAGAAUGUGAGUGUUGAAGCAAUGAGCUCCACAAGUAUACUGGUCACCUGGGGGUCAGUCUCUGAGCACCAGAAGAAUGGACACAUCCUUGGAUACAAGGUAUUGCAUCGAGAGAACGAUUCUGAGCAGGCUCCCCAGGUCCAUCUGGUGAACGGGAACCAGACCCACUCUCAUCUUUUGCGAAACCUUAGCAAGUUCACCCUGCAUGAGGUCCAGGUGCUUGCUUUUACACGUGUUGGAGACGGACCACCCAGCCUUCCCCCCACAAUUGAGAGAACCAAGGAUGAUGUUCCUGGUCCACCUGUCAGAUUGGUGUUUCCAGAAGUGCGUUUGACGUCUGUGCGGGUUGUCUGGCAACCUCCCUCUGAGCCAAAUGGUAUUAUUAUGGGUUAUCAGAUUUCUUACCGUCUGGAUAGCAAUGACCCCAACAAGUUCACGACAGUGGAGGUGGGGUCCAAUGCACGACAGUUCACAGUGACAGGACUGAACCCAGAAUCGGCAUACGUGUUCAAAAUCACAGCCCGCACACAAAAGGGCUGGGGACCAGCGGAGGAGGCCAUCGUCAUAACAACAGAAAAGAGAGCCCGUCCACAGCCCCCUCGUAGAUUGAACGUGCCUCAGAAAGGGAUGGAGUCCCGUAAACUGCGACUUCUGUGGACAGUGGGGGGAGAUGACUCUUCCCCUGUGCGCUACUUCACUCUGCAGACAUUAGAGCUACCUGAUGGAGAGUGGAAGACCCACACAUCGUCUAUCGGUCAUAACAACACCUCCUGGGAGGUGGAUAGGCUGAAGCCAUACACCUCUUACAAAUUUAGAAUGAUGGCCACAAAUGAUGUGGGAGACAGCGCCUUCAGCAAGGAAACUGAGCCAUUUACCACUCUGCAGGAUGCACCAGAUGAACCCCCUGUCAUUUUGAAUGUCAAACCUUCAACCACAACAUCUGUGAUUGUCCAGUGGCAGCCUCCCCAGGAGGGGACUGUCAAUGGGAUUCUUGUGGGAUACCGUGUGUAUUAUCGUGAGAUUUCACGUGAGAACACACCAGCCGAACCAAAGACGACAACCAACCAAUCAACAAUGAGUAUUGAGUUUAGAGCUAAGAGCACUUUUAAAACAGUGAGCAGCCCUUCAUUAACAGAAUUUGAAUUAACGCAGCUCAGCAAGUACAGACGUUACGAGAUCGUCAUGACAGCGUUUAAUGUUGUUGGAGAGAGCCCUUUGAGUAAACCAGUGGAGGUGUUUGUGGGAGAAGCAGCUCCCUCGGUGGCUCCUCAGAACAUACAGGUGAAAUCUGUGUCUGCUACCGAACUGGACAUCGAAUGGCAGCCUCCUCCGUUAGAGACACAGAAUGGGAAUAUUCAGGGAUACAAGAUCCAUUAUUGGGAAAAGGACAAACAGAAUGAGACCGAGAUGGAACUGGUUUUGUUUGUUCCAGAAACAUCUGUACACCUGAAGAACCUGACAUCUUACACCACUUACCAUGUGCAACUGUCUGCAUUUAACACAGCAGGGGAUGGGCCGCUCAGUGCAGCCCGGAAAGGACGCACCCUGCAGGCUGCUCCUGGAGCACCCAGUCAUGUGGUAUUUUCAGAGGUAACAGGUACCUCACUGAAUGUGUCAUGGGGAGUUCCUCUGCAGCCUAACGGAGUGGUGGAGGGCUACCAAGUUGUCUAUGAGCCCACCGCACCAGUUCAUGGUGUCAGUAAAACCGUAACAGUGGAUAUCAAAGGGAACUGGCAGCGCUGGCUGAAGGUUCGAGACCUGAUGAGGGGCGUAGUCUACCGAUUCAAAGUUCAGGCCCGAACCAUCGGUUACGGACCCGAACUGGAAGCAAAUAUCACCGCAGGACCAGUGGAGGGCUCGCCUGGUUCGCCCUUGCAGACGUCAAUCACAAAGUCAGCAUCAGCUUUGACACUUCAUUGGUCUGAGGGUGCUGAAGGGGCGGGGCCUGUCACAGGAUAUGUAAUUGAAUCUCGUCCCUCAGAUGAAGGUUUAUGGGACACAUUUGUCAAGCAUCUCCCACCUGGAAGCUUCUCGUACACCAUUAGUCUGGACCGCCUACGCUCAGGUGUGGCCUAUGAAUUCCGUGUCAUCGCCGUCAAUAGCUUCGGCUAUGGGAAUCCCAGCCCACCUUCUACUGCCAUAUCUGCUCUGUCUGAAACGCCCUUCUAUGAAGAGUGGUGGUUCCUGAUCGUGAUGGCGCUGAUCAGCCUCAUACUCAUUCUGAUGGUUGUGUUUGGUCUGCUAUUGCUCGGACAGAACAAGAAGUACAAGAGCUGUGGCACAGGAAAGCAUAUCUCUACUGUGGAAGAGGCUGUAACCCUUGACAAUGGUGGCUUCACGGCACUAGAGCUGAACAGCAGACAUCUGAAUGUGAAAAGCUCUUACCUCAAGAAGAAUGGAACAAGAUCUCCUCCACGCCCCAGUCCAGGUGGGCUCCACUACUCUGAUGAAGACAUCUGCAACAACUACAAUGGGGCUGUUUUAACAGAGAGCACUACCCUCACAGAGAAACCCACAGAGCUCUCUGAGUCCGAGGCGAGCGACAGCGAUUACGAGGACGAGCAGCCCAAGCACUCGUUUGUCAAUCACUACAUGAGCGACCCCACCUAUUACAACUCAUGGAAGCGACAACCCAAAGGUGUGAAGCCUGGCGGAGGCUUCGAGGAAUGUGCUAUGACGGAUGCAGAGGGGGGUUAUUAUCAGACUGUUGUGACCCAGCACAGUGUAGGGGGCGUCUACACCCCAACAGGGCAACCCGCAUCAGGAACACGCACUCCAGUGACUGGCUUCUCUUCAUUUGUCUAAUGAGCCAACCAGAUCAAAAUGAUGGGAAGCUAACAACCAGGAAGUGGAAAUGGGACAAAUCGAACUUGGAUGUUGCGAUUGUUAUCAAAGGCGAAGAAUGUGUUUUCCCAGAGACUUAUAGCUCUCAGUUCCCCUAAAACGUGUAUUUAAGACCUCUCUUCAAAGAAGGGAGGGAAUUAAAGUAUCUUAUUGUUAAUGUGUUAAUAAAUUUUGGGCAGAUUUUCAAAGAUUAACCACAAACCCGAAGGAGCAGAGACUUUGCACUGUGAGACUUUAGCAAGAGGCGGUAUUAAUUUUAAAGACUCAAAGACCUACAGAGGAGGAUAAAGGAAAUUCCUUUGUUAUGAGUUCCCGUUCCAUAGCAACUCUCUGGGAUUAGUGGAAAUGUGUGGGCAAACAAACGCUUGAGUGGUUCAGUGAAUCACUUCCUCAGAAACUCUAAUUGAAGUUGAAACAUCACCGUAUAUCUGACUUGUACAGUGUGUGGUAGACUGGAACAACAAUGUGUUUUGUGUGUGUUUGUUCAUGUCGGGGGUGGGUGGCUUUAUUUUGGACAACAAGAAGCACUGAAAAUACUUAAUUUGCACACAUAUUGCUCUCUGAAACCAAAAGAGUGAUGUUGUAAUCGAAAAGGAAAGGAAAUGUGUGCUUACAACAGAUUGAUUUCUUAGGUUAGCAAUACUGUAUGAUAAAUAUUCUGUAUGUGUGUAUAUUUUUAGGAUCAAUUUUGUACAAACAAUGUUUUUACUGUAGAGUACAUUUGUGCCAAGUCGAAGUAGUUCCCUAGUGAUGUUCAUUUCAGCCAGUCACAAUCCACACUGUUUGUUUGACUAGCUUGCAGUGUAUGUACAAUUCAGUCACCCAGAGAACUAAAAAGAAAUGUUAGACAAAGUCUUAAUCCAAAUAGACACAGAUUUUUCAUCUCCUUUAAUGUCGAACAAAUAUUUAUUUCAAUAUAAAAGAAUAUCAGUGGUUCAUACACAGGGAAAAGAUGGUGAUGGUAAAGGUCUGCGUAAAUGUCUUGGGGUGGUGUAGCGUAGUGGUUAAAGAUCUAGGCUGGCAACCAAAAGUGCCCUUUACAAAGUCACUUAAACCGGGUUAUUCCAGAGGGGGAUUGUCUCUGAAAUAUUUUAACAUUACAAUGUCACAUCACAGGAACAAAUACAUUACAAAUAAUACUUAAACCGAAACAUAAUUGACGCAAGUAUGUGAACGCAAAUACUUCUAGCUACACAAACUCUAUUUUAAAUAUCGUUGAGCUCCAUAAUGUGUUAGAAUGCAAUUCAUAACUGAAUGCAAGUGUAUGUUGCUUUCUCAGCAUUGACACAAGGGGUGCUUUAAAGCAUUAAACCAAGCUUUAGCUGUAAACUAUCUUCUUCUAUGGUCAGUUUUCACUUUCAUGUCAAGAGUUUCAAGAGAAAUUUGCUAAAAUGUUAUUUAAAGUUUGUUAAACAUUUAGCAUGUUUAAAACUAGCCACCUAAAGAUUAGCAUAUCAGCUAAUGGCACAGACGUUUGUAAGUAACUAUCGCCCCCUUGAGUUUUGAGGUUUGUUACUGCCACAGUUACAUGAGAAUGCAUGUUAACUUGCAAUGUUGGCCAGGUAUUUGCAUUUUCAUACGUAUGUAGAGUAUGUGAUUGUGACAGAAUCACAUUAAUUAAAAUAGACAAGGACAGAUUUCUGGCUUAGUUGAAUAUUAACAAAAGGACAACGUUAGGUCCAAAGACAGGAAGGGCUAUGAAAAGUAUUAUCGAUUUGAAUGAGGGUAAAAUAUGCACUUCAAACAGAGUAUCACAAUAAUUUGUGACAUGCUUUGAGGAUUGCUCUUGAUACUGAAAUGUUAGUAAUGCUUCCUACAGCUGGUUUAUAAUAUCUACAAUGCAUUCAAUAUGUUUUCGAAGGCAUCAUAAUGCAUUGGACUUAAGCAUUCAAACUAAAUGAUUAAUAGUGUCUAGUAAUGGUAAAAAAAUCUGCAGUAUGUUCAUUAUGACUUAUGAACACAUAAAUCAUCUUGGCAUUUAGGAUUAACCAAUGUUCACUUUAUUAGGAACACCUGCACACCUACUUAUUAGUGCAAUUAUCUAAUCUGCCAAUCGAGUGGCAGCAUUUCAAUACAUAAAGAAUUGCAUAUAUGGGUCAGAAGCUUCAGUUAAUGUUCACAUCAACCAUCAGAAUGGGGAAAAAAUGUGAUCUCAGUGAUUUCGACCAUGGCAUGAUUCUUGAGUAUUUCUGUAACUGCUUAUCUCCAGAGAACAGUCUCUAGAAUUUGCACAGAAUGGUGCCAAAAACCAAAAAACAUUCAGUGAGCAGCAGUUCUGCAGACAGAAAUACCUUGUUGAAGAGAGAGGUCAACAGAUAAUGUUCAUACCGGUUCAAGUUUCAGAAAGGCAAUUGUAGUGAGCAAAAUAGAAGCUCAGAAUGCACAACAUGUCUAAACUUGAGGAUGGGCUACAAAGCAAAAGACCACAUCAGGCACUUUAUUAGGACCAUAGUGUAUAAAACAUUGAGUGUAUAAUAAAGUAAUACUCUGUCUUAUACUCUAUAAUACAGUAAUAAUCUCUCAUUGCCAUUUGCUGUGAUCACAAAAGAUCAGCACAUGUUUAGCACAUGUUAAACCCCUAACCCUAAGUAUUAAACUUAAGAGCACAUCAUUUUUCUUGCAUUGUUUGUGCAAGUGGAAUGAUACCUCAAUAUCUGUAGACGAUUAUACAGACAAAAAAAACAAACAACAACAACAAACCACCAUAGACUUACAUUGAAGGAGGGAUCAAGACAUAUUUGGAGACCAUCUUGGGGGUGGGCACUUUUAACAUGGAACACAAAGCAACCACUUAAAAACCACCCAGAACAGUCUAGCUUCUAUCCCAUAGCACCCUAGAAACCACUCAGAACAACAGCAACCACAUAGCAACAUCCAGGCAACAACCCAAAACACCACAGCUUUAUUGCAGCGAGUUUUACAUGGGCAAUCACCACUUAAAAUUAAAAAGAAAUAAAAUAAUCUAAUUAAUUUAACUUGGCAUCCCUGUAACUUUACAUCCCAGCUGUGUGUGAUCCAACUAUGCAUUUAAAAAUAGAAACAUCUAAUAAGCCACAUGCUCUAUGUAAACUGUUACAAAUGUAACUCAAUCUUAGUAAGCUUAACUGCAAAUUAUUUCUUCAAAUUACACGAGUAAUAUUGUUAUCAUAUUUUGCUGGAAUUUUUCCCUAAACAGAUUUUUUAACAUAUUGGUGACUAAAUUCCAAAAUGUGUCAAUUGGAUGUUUACAUGAUGCAGACUGCAGAAAUGUAAUCUCAUGUAAUCUUUUAAUGGGUUAAAUGAUGAGAUGUAUGAAUGUGAUUGCGCUACACAACAAAUUAUCAAACAAGUUGCAUCUGCAAACAAAUGAUGCUAGAUGCUUUUUGUCAGAACUAACGUCAUUUUAUUUGUCAUUACUUCCAACCAACUGGUCUCAAGGUGAUUUUUGGUGGAUGUAAGAAGUCAGAUUCCCAGAGCUUCACACAGAUGUCCUAGCAGAGUGACCACAUCUACUACCUUUAAAAACCAGAAACUGUCCAAACAGUGUAUCUGUUGUCUUAUUUAAACAAACAACUUGUUUUUGUGAAAUGGAUUGCUGAGAAAGUGUGCUUUUGCUAUUUUUAAAGUAAAUGCCACUUGGUUUGAUAUAUUGUUAAUGAAUGCAAUUAGUCAUACAUUUUUAAUUGUAGCUUAACUAUCCAAAUCCUUUUGGAGGCCACUGCAGGAACGCUGCAUCACUGUAACCCCCCUUGAUUUCGAGGCUUGAUUGUAAUGCAUUUGUUUUGAUUACUAUGAUUAAAUGGAUGAGACACAUUUUUACAGAAAAUCCACUAUU